Molecule: messenger RNA, 1377 nt
Organism: Periconia digitata
Lineage: Eukaryota; Fungi; Ascomycota; Dothideomycetes; Pleosporales; Periconiaceae
Source: the annotation of a GenBank genome assembly
AUGAACCUUCGGCUAACCCUGCCUGCCUUUGUUUGUUGUUUCUGCAGAGCUCUCCCAACCGUGCGCUUUGGCCUCAAGCGCGGCAAGCUAGUCUACGUCUUCAACUUCUCCGCCCACGACGUCCAACGCGACAAGCACCGCAACGUCAUUUCGCGCGCCCGCUUCAUCAAGGCGCAACUCGAGCUCGCCGGUUACCAUCUGAUUCCCUGGGACUUCAAAAAGGACCAGCCCCCGCGCUUCUGGCUACACCAGCACCCCGAGCCCCAACAGCCCCAUUCUUCCAUUCUUGCCGCCGACAUGGAAGAGGAAGACGAUGAUCUCUACGGACCAUCUGAGACUACUGUCCCCGGUCCAGCACCAGCGGCAGAGCUGCCAUCCCAACCAACCCCUGGCGAGACCAGCGCCCAAGAAUUGAAUCAUGGCGACGCGAGUGAGGGUGAUGAGCCCAUGGACGAGGGCCUCGAGUCGGGCGAGGAUUCUGAUGACAGUGACGAUUCGGAUGAUUUGGAAAUCAUCAUCGACCGGCCCUCCGACAAACCCAACCUCUCCCAACAGCAGCAACAGCACAGCACCCCCUCCGAAUCCAAAGCUAUCAAAAUCGAAGCCCCACCCGGGUCUCAGCAACAGCAGUUGCACCAACCGGGCACUUCCCCCAGCCUCAUCGCAGGAGCAUCGGGCAUCAAACCCGCGCCACCCUCACAUCAUGGCCAACCGGGCACUGCUUUCCCCGCUGUACAGUCCUCUACCAUCACCAUGGACGCGAACCCUAGCUACCCACCUCUCGGCAAGCCCAUUCUCACCGUUGAUAUGGACGCCGAUCUCGCCGAACACACCAAGCCGUGGCGUCUCCCUGGCGUAGAUCAAUCCGACUAUUUCAAUUAUGGCUUCGACGAAUUCACCUGGGAAAUGUAUCGUCAGCGACAGUCUACAAUGUCCAAUACUCUGACCCAGCAGAAGGCGGAAACAGCGCAGCUGCAGAGUUUCUUCGAUCCACGGAUGAUGAGCGGAGGGGGGAGCGGCUCCAACCCCGGCGGCACAGGGGCAAACCCGCCCACAGGCCCUUCCAGUGCCAGUGGCGGCGGCAACGGCGUUCCCCCCAAUGCGCCUACGGGUCCUUCAGGAGGUGGUGCCAGUGCUGCAGGAGCGGGCGGUGGCAUGCCCGGGAUGCCUAGCGAAGAAAUGAUGCAACAGAUGAUGCAGCAGAUGAUGAGCCAGGGCGUGGACCCUUCCAACAUGGAUUUCAACACAUUUGCUCAGAUGAUGGGUGGAGGGUUUCCCGGCUCAGAACAACAACAAUAUCCGCAAGGUCCUGCGGGGCGCGGCGCCAGCGCUGGAGUCGGAAGCGCGCGGAGAGGCGGGAGAGGGAGGGGUUGGUAA